AUGCCUGCAGAAGAAAAGAAUAAGGUCAUUUACGUCUCUCACCCAUCAGGAUCAACUGCCGAGAUUGCACUCUAUGGUGCUACUGUUACAAGCUGGAAGACGCGUGGUGUUGAGCGCUUGUUUGUAAGCCAAAAGGCUAUUCGUGAUGGUUCCAAGGCUAUUCGUGGUGGUAUCCCUCUUGUUUUCCCCAUCUUUGGCACCAAAGAGAAUAUCUCUCUUCCCCAGCACGGUUUUGCUCGUAACUCUUACUGGGAAUACCUCGGAUUGAUUGCCGAUAACGAUGAGGUUACAGUGCGAUUUGCAUUGAAAGACACUGCACUCGAAAAGACACUUCGUGAUGGUUGGCCACAUUCAUUCCGCUUGACGUAUACGGUGACCUUGACUGCCGAUUCAUUGAAGACCGCAUUAAUGGUCAAGAACGAGGAUCAAGAUACUUUCGAGUUCAAUACUCUGCUACAUACAUAUCUCAAUGCACCUGACAUUAGCAAGGUUUCAGUCAAAGGUCUGGCAGGAUUGACCUAUGUCGAUAAAGUGCAAAAUGGUGCAAAGGCUACGGAGUCCCGUGAUGAGGUUACUGUGUCAUCCGAAGUGGAUCGUAUUUAUUGUGAUGCCCCCAACAAGCUUCAAGUCAAUUUUGGUGGAUCCAAUGUAGUCGACAUUGAAAAGUUCGGUCUCAAGGAUACAGUUGUCUGGAAUCCCUGGGUUGAUAAGGCAAAGGCUAUGGGUGAUUUUGGAGAUGAAGAGUUCCAUAACAUGAUCUGCGUUGAAGUGGGCUCAGUUGCUGAUUGGGUCAAACUCGGUGGUGGUGAGACUUGGACUGGUGGACAAGUCCUUAGUGUCUUGUAG
Lichtheimia ornata is the source of this 846-nucleotide messenger RNA. RefSeq lists its product as uncharacterized. The transcript has 7 exons. Lineage: Eukaryota; Fungi; Mucoromycota; Mucoromycetes; Mucorales; Lichtheimiaceae. Gene Ontology annotation, molecular function: isomerase activity; carbohydrate binding. The coding region runs from base 1 to 846 and encodes 281 amino acids. The record is from RefSeq and is a predicted model, not a curated record. Gene Ontology annotation, biological process: carbohydrate metabolic process.